Alosa alosa (allis shad) is the source of this 3761-nucleotide messenger RNA. RefSeq lists its product as uncharacterized. Bases 405 to 1376 code for a protein of 323 amino acids. The record is from RefSeq and is a predicted model, not a curated record. The transcript has 2 exons. NCBI's taxonomy places the organism in Eukaryota, Metazoa, Chordata, Actinopteri, Clupeiformes, Clupeidae. Gene Ontology annotation, molecular function: catalytic activity.
GGAUAAGAAGUCAAUACCAGUUGAGCAGCAAACAGGCAAGGCGAAGAAUACUGUAGGCUUGUGUAGAGCGCACAGGGCUGAUACCAAUAUCGCAACAUUGUAGCUUGCAAUGUAUCUUAUAUCAGAAUAUGGAAAUUCGUCACAUAUUUGAAACAUUGUAUUACUCCGCCGAAUUGACUAAACCAGAGACUAAACUUUUGUCAUCCCUAUUUCUCUUUGGGUCCAGACGCCAUCUGGCGUUUGUUUAACGUAUCAACAUUAGUAAAUUACUUCCGUAUAUCCAAGUACGCAUAUGGUACCACGAGGUAGGCUAAGUUCAAUAGUAGCUAAUCUCAUGUUAAAGGUUGAUCGGUGAGUGAAGGAACUUAACCAAUUUGUCACUGUCAGAUACUUGCAUAUCUUUUAUGAUAUUUGCAAGAAUUUUAAGAAGGAUGGCAGCAUUCACCACCACUGUCCCUGAGAGACAUGUGAUUUGGGAAGCAGAGCAGCUCGUGGCCUUCCUACACCCUCGCCCCUGGACCCCAGGGACUACUGUGGUGACCCUAAAGACUAACGGAGGCCCAAGUAGUCUCUUCGAGCUGCCUGAGCCAGACUUCCUCACCCUGCUGCUGGGAGCACAGCUGGUGGGGGCUCUGCUAUGCGAGCGCCUCUGCGUCAGACGCUGUGCCCUCAUCCACCGCCCCAGCAGGUCGGACCAGGGUCCCCCCCAGCUGCACUUGCUGCCCCUGCACGGUCUGGAGGCUGACUGGAGGCCUCAUCUGGCCGCCAAGGAGGACUUCCAGCAGCAUGACCCGGGCUACUGCAGCUCCAAGAGUGGCCCGCGGUGGGAUACCGCGCGUCUCGAGGAGAUGCGUGGCCGCAUCCGCGCCAAGCUUCCAGCGCCGGAGGCCCCACCCAGCUACGCCUUCCACGGCGACGACCCAGCGCACCCGGGGUUGUUCUCACUGAUCGUGCGUGGCGAGGAGCAGCAGUGGCGCGUGUGGGAGGACGACGGGCAUGUGGCGUUCCUCACCCCCUUCCCCAACACCCCCGGCCUGACCGUGGUGGUACCACGGCGGCCGCUGACCAGCGACAUCCUCCGGCUGGAGGAGAAGGACUACAGGGGCCUGGCUCUGGCCACGCGGAAUGCUGCCCAGCUGCUUAGGGAGUCGCUGGGAGCGUGGGCGGUCGCGCUUAUCUUCGAGGGCUUUGAGAUUGACUAUGCCCAUGCUAAGCUCAUACCACUGACUGAGCCUGGGGGCAACGGAACCCACUGCCCCCCCAGCCCCCCACCAGAGUUCUGUGAGAUUUACCCCGGCUAUGUAACAUCAGCCAACGGCCCUCUGGCCAGUCCAGAGACCCUUAGAAAGAUGCAAAUCACACUGGCAAAGGUCUAACAGAUAAAGCCGUGCUUGUCUGAAUGACCUCUUAUUAGAGAUCAGUAUCAAGAUUUAAGUUUCGAGAUUCAAGUUUCUUUUAUUACAUCUCAUUAUAGGUUUAAUAGAGUAAAAUUUGUUGUGUUUUUUCUCCUCAAAAAAUAAAUAAAUGUAAGGGUGUGUGUGUGUGUUUGAAGAAAAAAAAGUGGCUUGUUGUCUUCAGCAUGAGUUCAGCAAUCUAACUGCUUGGUGAAAAAAACUACUUCGGAGUCUGGUGGUACGAGCUUUCAAGCUUCUAUAUCGUUUGCCAGAUGAUAGUAGCUCAAAUAGUUCAUGGUUGGAAUGACUAGGAUCAUUAGAGAUUUUUUUGCCUUCCUAAUGCAUCACAAACAUUUGCCAAUAUUUUGUACGUCAAAAAAAAGACUUGUUUAGUUGAUGUAUUAAUGCAAGCAAGUGGAUGCAUUAAUACAAGCAAGUGGAUGUAUUAAUUUGUACACUUGACCCAAUUGAUAAUGUGCCUUCCACGUUGCCUAUUUGCCUAUAGUGGGAACAUGUUGUGUGAGUCAUGCUAGGGCCGAAGGCAAAUACCAGAGCAUGGGAGUGUAAACCAUAAAAGCCAUCAGCUCGUUUCGACAUGGCGCUUCCUUUAGUUAAGCCUUUUUUAUCCUUUUCUUUGAAUCAGUUUCUCGUUAAAGACAAACAUUAAUACACAUUUAUUCCACAUUGUACAUUGAUACGGUUUGCAAAGAUAAAAACAUGCACCUAAUCCUCACCUAAAUGUUUUUUCAUGUGAGUCUGUUACUGCUGGCAUGUUGUGGGCUUGCUGCUGAGCCCUGGCUCCUCUGAAACAUCUCCCUCCUCUGCUCGCCCACUUUAAGCUCCCCAGGCACAUUCUUAAUCAAGGAACAAGGGGCUCUCUUUUUGGAAAUACCACUUGGCUUAUGUCUCACUGUAAAACAUGUUUUUUUUUUUUUUUUAGUUCUGACUCACGGAAGAUGUAGUCUGUUUCGCUACAACUCUGUCGCAGGAGGAUCAAGUGGAAAGGCACUGUGCUGUUUCAUGCACUCCUCACAUCCUUUUUCUCUGUCAGAGCUGGUCAUGUGUUUUGUCAGCUUCUCAUUUCAAAGAACCAACUCCCUGUUCCUUAUAACCACAGAGAAACAGCUCCUUAUUACUCUGUACAGAGAGUAGCAGUAGUAUUUCUGGUAUGUACCCCCCAGUGCCUUUUAAUCUUCUUUUAGUCUUGAUAAUCAUAUAGAAGUAUUAUAAAAGAAACAUAUCACUGAAGCUUAUGCUGGUACUCUAUACAUAAAUUACCCAUAGUACUUGGUUUAUGGGUUCAUGCUUCCAGCUGAAUCAGCUGUGAUCUGUGUGAUCUACAACACAUUAGGUCUUGUCUGGCCUCAUUGUAUGUUUCAUAUUACAGAAGGAUUCCCCAUUGUAUGCCUCUGAAAUAUCAGUUAUGUUGUACAUUAGCCCAAUAAAUGGACUCCGUAAACAAUCUGUAUACUUAGUUCUCAGCAAAGAUUCUAGAACAGAGCUCUGUUCUAGAAUCUUUGGUUCUCAGUCCUAUCAAUCACUCCUUUACCCAUGUUUCCCUUCUAUUUUAUGAGUUGUUAAAUGCAAUAAAUGUUGGCUAUACAUUCUUUUUUGGGUUCUGGCUGAUACUGGUUGCCCUGUUCAGCCACUAGAGGGCACAGCAGACUAGAAGAGACCCAAUCUCUAAAAAACAAACCGUUGAUUGUGUACCACUUGCAGUUCCCAUACAAGUAACCCAUACAUGUGUAGAAUGACACAUUUGAAAGAAAAUGUAGCUGAAGCACAAAGCUUGAAGGGUUUUCAGUGUCAGUUUAUUAAACCAUGUCAUACAGGGGCCUAGAACUGUUAAGUUAUUUUGAUGCUGAAUUCUGUUUGAAGUUGACACGAAUUAUAGAAGCUCUGAACCUGCCUUCACAUUAUUUAUCUCAUGCUCUGCUCUCUGGGGUAUUCUGUAUUUCAUUUUGCAUCGUCACUGUCUUCACUAAUUGUAUCUUUUUAAUUAAUUAUGUUGUGUGUGUGUGUGUUUUUUUUUCUUUUCUUCACACAAUUACUUGGUGUGCACCAUCUGCAGCCCUUACCCCAGUGCACUGCGGCUGGUUACUAAUGAUUCUCUUACCUUUUUAAUUACAAACUGUAUUAGAGAGUCGUUAAGUGACUAAUUACGAAGGUGCGAAUGGGGCACCCGGACGGUGUAGGGCUCUAGAGAAACCGCCGUUGCAUGUGUCCUAGCAAGGCAGGAGGGUGUAGUGAGGGCAUCUCAUGACGGGUAAACAAGCCACAAUGAGAACAAGCAGCGACACAGAAGGAGAGAGCACAGUGAAAUGGUGUUGUGCUUUCAAGGUCGCCCUCUGAGAGCGAGAAGCAAGG